AUGCAACGUGUUCAGACAUUUUGUAAGCUAUUCUCUGAGGAAUCAAAGUUUCUCCAUGGAAAGGCAGCAGCUAGUUAUUUGGACUUCAUGCCUUCACCUAUGGUUAUAAGGGCCUCGUUUGAUGACUUAUUGCUUGUGGCACCUGGUGGAUGUGAUAUCAGAGAUUACUACAUUUGUAAUCCGCUUACGAAGCAGUGGUUUAAGCUCCCUGAGGCUCCUAUAGGCCGUCGAAGUGGGUUUGCAUUAGUAUGCAUCCCCGACAGUAGCAAAUCACAAGUUGGAUUCUCUAUCAAUGCUCAAUACCAAUACAAGGUGGUACUAAUGAAUAAAUUUUCGCUUGGUACAGAUGCUGAGGAUUAUAAGUUUCGGGUGUCAAUCUUUUGUUCUAAAUCAGGAAAAUGGAGCCAAUCAGUCUUAUCAUGUCCAAAAGACAAAGUGCUCAGGGCUAUCCACUACGUUGAUGUUGUUACAUGCAAUGGAAUUCUAUAUUGGCUUGAAGAUAAUCGUUCAUCUAAAAGAAUGUUUGCAUUCGAUUUGUUCAAUGAUCAAUGUAGAGUCAUCGACUUUCCUGAUGACUGUGUGCGUGGAUGGCAAAAUUCCUAUGGCAAAGUACACUUGGGAGCUGUAUGUGGAGAGCUGCAGCUGUUGCAAAUUUUCAACACAAAUGAGGAGGGCUUUGUUCUGAAAGUUUGGGAAUUGAAUCAUUCAACUUGGUGGGUUUUAGUUCACGAGAUAAACUUGAAAAGGCCUCCCGGUACUAAGAGGAUGGUUGGGCUUGCUGUUCAUCCAAUCAACAGGAAUGUGGUCUUUAUGAUAUGGGACAAAUAUGUUUUCCAGUAUAAGAUUAUGGAAGACAUGUAUGAAAAGGUCGAUAAGCUUCGAGAACCUAUAAAUGUAGGUGUCUACCGACCUGUAUGGUCAUGUGAAGGGGAAAAGACUACCGAGAUGGUGGUUGUAGCUGUAAAUUCACUUGAGCGAUUUAGUACCUUCCCGCUUGUGCAUCCUGCUUGGCCAACACGAGUUCCUGCUCAUCCUUCACCUAUCUAG
Morus notabilis is the source of this 1047-nucleotide messenger RNA. Its product is annotated as F-box protein At5g49610. The transcript has a single exon. NCBI's taxonomy places the organism in Eukaryota, Viridiplantae, Streptophyta, Magnoliopsida, Rosales, Moraceae. The record is from RefSeq and is a predicted model, not a curated record. Bases 1 to 1047 code for a protein of 348 amino acids.